Molecule: messenger RNA, 1634 nt
Organism: Cadophora gregata
Lineage: Eukaryota; Fungi; Ascomycota; Leotiomycetes; Helotiales; Ploettnerulaceae
Exons: 4
Coding region: 456-1517 (353 amino acids)
Source: RefSeq, a predicted model, not a curated record
CCUGAUAAAAAGGCCGAGGUAAAUGCAAAAAAUAAUGAAGAGCCACCUAAUCUUGUCUUGAGAUUGAGAAGCACCCCAGUCCAACCCCACAUCACAGCCUGAGAGGAUGGAGUGUAUGGAUGACAGACGCGAACCAAACUCUCCGAAUCCCGGAAUCACCAAUCAGGCUAUCCAAGCCAAAACAGGUAACAACAAAACAAACGAACAUAAACAAGGAAGCCUGGAGGCGGGGUGAUGUUGGACCAUGGGUGGCAAAUCGGCUGAUAGGGCUGGAUUUUCUUUCUCACCAUUUCUUGGAAAUAUAUUCAUCGACUCAUACACCUAAAUUUUGUUUCUCCAGAAAUCUUUAUUCCAUCAUUUCCCAACCAGAAGAAAUAGAAUUUCUUCCAAAAAAAUUCACGAGACAUAGAUAGUCACAACAUAAUCAGUCUCUAUCUCCAAUCCCAACCCCAAGCAUGAGCAGCCUGCUGACUCUAUUUCACGCCAUCCUAACCGGCCUGUUCAGCUCCACCAGCAACAAAACCGCAACGGAUACCCUCCCCACCACCCUCUCCUUCACAGGCCAACAUAUCCUCAUCACCGGCGCAACUUCCGGUCUUGGUCUCGAAGCCGCAAUCCACUAUGUCAAUCUCGGCGCGGAAUCUGUCCUCAUCACAGCUAGGACACUAGUUAAGGGCAAUGAAGCGAAAUAUGAGAUUGAGAAGCGGACUGGAAAGAAGGAUGUUGUGAGUGUGAGGGUUCUGGAUAUGGAUACCUUUGAGGGGGUUGUGGGGUUUAUGAGAGAUUUGAGGGGGAGGGGGGGUGUGAGGAGGGCGGAUGUUGUUUUGCUUAACGCAGGCGUCCACCCCUUCUCUUUCACCCUCUCCCCCAACGGCUGGGAACAAGCCCUCCAAGUCAACGUGCUCUCCACCCUCCUCCUCGCCAUCCUCAUGAUCCCUUGGCUCCGCGAAAUUAGGAAGCCCGGCCAGAAACCUCAACAUCUCGGUUUCGUGGGGUCGAGCUCCCAUUAUUUUCCUGACAUAAGUAAAUUUUCUAAACAGGACGUUUUACAGAGUCGGAAUAGGGAGGAGAAUUUCGUGUCUGGGAUGAGUAAUUAUGCGGUUUCGAAAUUGCUGUUUCAGUACGGUGCGUUGGAGGUUGCGAGGUUGGCGGUGGGUGAGGAUGGGAGACCAUCUCCAAUAAUCAACAUCGUCUGCCCAGGCAUGAUCCGCACCAACAUCGCCCGAGACUUCGCCAAUAAAGGCUUCUUCAACAAACUAGUUGCGAUGCUCUUCAUGUAUAUCCGCUGUAAUCCUGCGGACGUGGGUGCCAGAUCGCUGGUGUUGAUGGGUAUCACGAAGGAGGAGGAGCAUGGCACGUUUAGGAAUCCGAUGUUGACGAGGGAGGAGUAUGACGUGAGGUCGAAGCCUGUGCUUACUAGUCCGGAGGGGAAGAGGAUGCAGGCACAGGCUUGGAAGGAGAUCACGGGGGUUUUGGUGCAUGCUGUGCCGGAGGUUGGGGAUAUCGUUCGGUUGUGAUAGACGUUCCGGAUGGUGUUGAAGGUCUCCAUGAGUGAGGCUGAAUGGUGGCAUAAGUCCUUCGAGUUCUCGAUCGAAUCAUCGUACACAGUCACUUGGAGAAUGGUACCUGGUAAG